This is a messenger RNA of Acaulospora colombiana, 240 nucleotides long. The record is from the annotation of a GenBank genome assembly. NCBI's taxonomy places the organism in Eukaryota, Fungi, Glomeromycota, Glomeromycetes, Diversisporales, Acaulosporaceae.
AUGCGCAGGGUGCUCAAGCCGAGUCCUUAUCCGGCUAAGUGGGACGAAGGAACCAAUGGGCAUUUUGCAAUGAAUGACGGCUUCAGAGACAGUACUCGCGUAGCUUACGACUAUAAAACACUGAUUUGUCUCCAGAGGGACUGUAAAAAUACUCGAACGAAGGCCCAGCCCGUGCUCUUUGUAAAAGAGCGUACCCAGUCAUAUGAUCCCUUCUAUUUGCCAAAUUCUAUCCGUCAUUGG